This is a messenger RNA of Syngnathus typhle (broad-nosed pipefish), 1493 nucleotides long. RefSeq lists its product as uncharacterized. The transcript is spliced from 4 exons. The record is from RefSeq and is a predicted model, not a curated record. Bases 222 to 1493 code for a protein of 423 amino acids. Lineage: Eukaryota; Metazoa; Chordata; Actinopteri; Syngnathiformes; Syngnathidae.
CGAAUCGUUCACUCACGAGCCAACACUACCUCGCGCAGGUAAGCACCGAAAGCGAGCCCGAGAAGCCCACUUUCGCUUCAAAUAACCAAACUACAUGGAGCACAAACGACUUCAAGAAAUGUCUCAAACUGUUCCCCGUCAUCACAGAGUGACACUGCUAUUCUGAUGUUUGGAUAAAAUGGCUGAAAAAUGAGACCUGGCCAGGUGGGACCGAACUGGAGAUGUUGGCUGACAUGGACAACACCGGCAGCUAUGACAGCGGACAAUCUGCUUUCAGCGAUGAUAGUCUGGAGCAUUUGUCUGCCGAGGAGAAAGCCUGCCUUAUGUUUUUGGAAGAGACCAUCGAGUCUCUGGACACCGAGGACGACAGCGGACCCGCCGACGAUGAAGCGGACCUCUUGCCUGACCCUGGCUGCUUGGCUUCUCGACUAGCGCAUCUAUCAGCCUCCAUGAGCAAAAGCAAGCUCAAUGGUCUGCAAAAGCACAAUGCUUUGGAAACCAUCAGGGAGAAAGUGGAGAACAAAGCCAUCCAGAACUAUCUUGUACCAACACCUUUUGUUUUGGCGAGCGCCUCCAAUUGUGAACCAAGCGUGAAAGCUGGAAUUCAACUAAACAAGAAAUCGCUUUCAUUGAGCCAAAAGCCUGCCGGUGUUCACGAGGUCAACACUAUGAAACCUCCCGCAAGCAAAGCCAAGGACCACUUUGUGAAGACCGGCGAAAGGGGACCUUUAUCCUACGAUGCACUUGUCUACCUGCGGAGGAGCGCCUCCACAAAGAAAACACCUUUAUGUCCCACAGUUGAUCACACCAUAGGCCCUCCUGUCAUCAUAGAAGAUCCAAACACUGGAAAUGUGGGAAGGCUUGACAGAGCCAUCUCCAAGGUGAGCAGAUUUAUGCCAGGCCCGCCGCCUGUUGUACCGAAACUCCCCAAGAUGUCUUCACAUAUCUCCGCGAAGAGAGAGAAGAAAGCGACCCCCGCCCCCAACUCCUCGUACAGUCUCAAGAACGCGACAGAUCCCAAAGUGGUGAGACGGGAAGCUUUGGAAAAGUUAGGCCUCCUCAAAGACCAACGCUCAGAAACGACUCAAGUGGAGCUCCCAAAGUCUUAUUUGUCUGCGGGCAACGGUUUUUCAAAACGACUCACAAAUGUAAGUCCGUUGAGAAGUCCGUCUUUUUGCCAGGCUCCGGCACCCGUUCCUGGGCCUAGGAACAAGGGGCUGCAGAGCAGUGCUAGUUUCCACCACGACUCCAGGGCCACCUCGCUUUCUCGUCGUCCCAACCAACUCAACAGAUUGAAGGUGGCCAGUCCUGAGCUGGUCCUGGUCAAGCAGAAAAAUGACAUGAAGCAUUCAGAAGUAAAAAGUGUCAUUGAGGAUCCGCCAGUCGCCCCCAAAGCCUCAGAUUGUGUGACGUACACAGUAAUGAUGGUGCCCGGAAUGGACGCCGACAGGAAAGAGGCGCUCAGGAAGUUGGGACUGCUCAAGGACAAGUGA